AUGACGCAUUCGGUGCAAAAUAUCGCGAAUCAAAGCAGGCCACUGGUCGCCUCUGCACAUUCUCGCGACCGGUCCUGCGGACAAAGGACAAGUGUCGCGGGAUCGUUUGCUCGGGUGCGUGAUGCGUCGACCAUUGCGGAAGACGAGGCUCGGCUGCUCAGGACGCGCGUGAGCGAUGCUGGGUCAGAUAGUAAACAACGUAAGUUAGACUUUUUUUCAAAAUAUUCUUCUAAUAAAAAUCAAAAUGAAAAUGUCACCGAUAUUACUGAUCAACCAAAUCCAAUUGAAAAAUCGGCCAAUGAUAAUAAUGAACUUCGAUCCAAUGUAACCUCAGAAAAUACUAUUAAAUCAUCAUAUAUAUUUCCUAUUUUAAGUAGAUCAAGUGAACAAGAUCAAUCAAACGUAAUAAUUAAUGACAAUGACAUUUUUUCAUCAUCUGAAUCCGAGUCUGAAAAAAAAAGUACAAAAAAACUAAUUGAAACCGAUUCGAAAAUUAGUCUUUUUAUUCCUCCUAUAUUUAGUAGUCACCAUCAAGCUAAAGUUGCUUUUGUUGACGCACAUCCAUGUCAACCUCAGAUAAAUAUACCCUUUAAUAUUAAUAAAGUAUAUUAUAGAAAAAUGCCAAAUGAUAAUUUCGUGAAUCGAAAAUGGGUUUCUUAUAAUUCAAUAACUAGAAAAAUUCAUUGUUCUUUAUGUAUGGGGUUUACUCGUCCGGGUAGUACUCCAUUUAUAGAUGGAAUCGAAAUAAAUUUGAAACAUCUUUAUAGUCAAUUAGAAAAACACGAAAGUUCUGUACCUCAUGACGACGCCUGUAAGGCAUACCUUAAUAUUACAUCUGGACAUACAAUUACUAAUGCGCUAUUAAGUCAUCGCCAAAAAAGUGUAGAAUUAAAUAGAGAAAUUGUAACUAGAAUUAUAGAUAUUUCUUUAUUAAUCGGUAAACAAGGUUUGGCAUUUAGAAGUAAGAGAAAUGAAGCCGCUUAUAAUUUAAGUUUAAAUUUAAAACAAGGGAACUUUUUAGAAAUUGUGAAACUUGUAGCAAAAUAUGACCCGAAACAUAUCUCAGAAGAAGUUUUAUUGGCGGGGCAGUAUUCAUUAGAAGUUGAUUCUUCUCAGGAUACGUCGGUAAUGGAUCAAUUGUGUAUUUGUCUAAGAUAUGUUUUGAAUGGUAAAAUAAUUGAGAGAAUGAUUGCUUUAGUAGAGUCAACCUCUGGAACUGGUGAAGCAUUAUAUAAUAUUGUGAAAAAAGAAUUAGAUACAUUGAAUAUCCCUCUAACAAAACUAAUUGGGGAAUCAUUUGAUGGUGCUGCCAAUAUGAGUGGUUCUUAUAAUGGUCUUCAAGCUCAUUUAAAAACAGUUGCACCCGAAUCAAUUUAUACACAUUGCCAUGCACAUGUAUUAAAUCUAAUAGUAACAGACUCUACUUCAUGUUGUAAAUCUGCUCAAGAUCUUUUCAACUUACUACAGAAAACUGCAGUUUUUUUUUCUGAUUCAUACAAAAGAACUGGAAUUUGGAAAAAUUAUCUUUCAAAAGAUCAAACUGGAAAUGAUAAAUUAAGAAAACUUCAAAAGUUAGGAACUACAAGAUGGAAUAGUAAAGAUGCCGCAUUAAAAUGCAUAUUUGGUUCUUGGUUUGUGUCUGGUGAAACGAGUGAUCGAUAUAAUGUUUUAGUUGAAUCUCUGCAUUUUCUUGACACUGAUUCAUCUAUAGAUUCUAAUACAUCUUCAGAUGCCAGAUUCUUGUUAGAAAAAUGGACAUCUUUUGAAUAUAUACUAACUUCAUUUAUAUUUCUCGAAAUUUUCCAUUAUACCACUCCAGCAUCAAAAUAUCUCCAAUCAAAAGAAUUAGAUUUUAUUACUGUCAUUAAUUUAAUUAAGUCUUUAUUAAGCGACCUCAAAAAAGGUUCUUCUAAAUAUAAUUUAAUUGUUGAAAAAACCAUGAAUUUUAUAUCUAGUAAAAAUAAUUCUGAACAUAUUAAAAAGCUUAAUAUAGUCAUUGAAGAAACGUUUCCAGAUAAACGAAGAUCAAAAAUUAAAAAAAUGCCUGGUGAGCUGGCAUCAGACGAUAUCAGAAAUAUUUCGAAUGUAGAAUAUUUUAAAGGAACAAUAUAUUUAUUUGAGGAAAAGCCUCCGCUUGAAAGCACUCUUUUAUGA
This is a messenger RNA of Rhopalosiphum padi (bird cherry-oat aphid), 2154 nucleotides long. RefSeq lists its product as uncharacterized. Bases 1 to 2154 code for a protein of 717 amino acids. Lineage: Eukaryota; Metazoa; Arthropoda; Insecta; Hemiptera; Aphididae. The record is from RefSeq and is a predicted model, not a curated record. The transcript has 4 exons.